Messenger RNA from Macadamia integrifolia, 3166 nucleotides. Its product is annotated as protein ABC transporter 1, mitochondrial. The record is from RefSeq and is a predicted model, not a curated record. The coding region runs from base 1180 to 3102 and encodes 640 amino acids. Gene Ontology annotation, biological process: ubiquinone biosynthetic process. Gene Ontology annotation, molecular function: kinase activity. The transcript is spliced from 8 exons. NCBI's taxonomy places the organism in Eukaryota, Viridiplantae, Streptophyta, Magnoliopsida, Proteales, Proteaceae.
CUCUUUCUCCGGCAACCCCUCGCUCUCACCUCCGGCAACCCCUCUCCCUAGUCGGCCAUUGAUUCUCAUCGGAAGAAAACAGAAUGCAAACCAGAAUAGGAUUUUCCAAAGAGCAAAAAUAAAUGGCAGCGGAACCCACAAACGCUGAUGCAGCGGCUAUUUCGAUUUACUUGGGAUGAAUUCGUGUCUAGAGAUUGAUAAUCAAAUAAUGACUUUGAUCGAGAAAUUGAAGUAGGUGAAUGGAUCUUUUGGGCGCAUUCAAGUUCACAAAGGAUAGGCAAGGAGUGGCGUUUCCCAAUGAACAAGUCAUGGUUGUCUACCAAUCCUUGUGCAGUGGCCAAGACUUGGAGCCACCAAUGAAAUUGCACGUUGUAAACCCCCACCUCUGCUCAUUCACAUCUUGUUGGUUAGUUACAGAGGAGACCGGAGAUUUUCUCUAGAAACAUGCCCCUUGGACUCGGGCACCAACAACGUGAGACCAUCCCAAAGAAGUUGUAGGAGUCGAUGAUGGCGUAACUCCCACAGACUCCAACCUCUCAAUCUACAACUUCUGCCCCAAACCCUUUUGCAAACCCAGAGCCGCCAUUUCCAUUCCCACCAUGUGAUCCUCCUCUGCCAUUGCCACCACAAAUCUUACCAGCUUCACCCCCAACCCCACUGUCGACAAUAACAAUAAGGGUCGGAGAGAGGACCUUUUGGUUGUGAAGCAGAGGAAGAGAAGUGGUCAGAGGAGAGAGGAGGGGGCUGGUUAAGACUAUGUUGAGAAAUUACACUAGUAGACAUUCAAUUAGUGCCACGUCACUAUGGGAGGGGUUACUGGCUACAACUUCAGUUUUGUAACCUGCUCAGACACACUUAUUUUUCAUUUUUAUUCCGUUCUUUUAUUUUUCAUGGAGGGGCGGCAUUGACGUUUGACGAAGCUCAGUUUUCCACGGGCGGCCGUGCCAUGCUAUAGUCUAUAAUACUAUACAGCCAUGUGAAAAUGGCUGAUCGUAUAUCAUCAAACUUUUUUACCAGCGACGAGCGGCGAGCGGCGGCUGUGAUUAAAUUUUGAUUCCUGUGGGGCUAUUGAGCAGCUAUUUUGCAGUUUGGACCUGUUGGAACGUCGAACUGGAACCGGUAACCUCACGAGCAGCGAACUGUCGGUGCUUUUGCACUGUAUUAUUAUUAUUACACACCAUGGCACCGAUUCAGGACCUUCGCAGACUUGUCGAUGGCGUCUCUCUGAUAGCCAAAGAGAUAGCAAAGCGCUCUCAAACUCUUCAGAGUGCCAAAACUGGAGACCUUGAAACAUUUCUUUCAUCCUCCGUGAAGAAAGUUCUCCUUUCGGCUACAGAUUUGACCAGUCUUACUAGAGGAGAAGUUCGCGAAUUUGAUAAAGCCUGCCCUAAGGAAACCGUUGUUCACUUCACGGGCUCGACCGAGUCCGCGAAUUCAAAAUCGCUUCACAAUGAACGUGCCGCGCUGGUGGAUCAAGAAACAUGCGUUAUGUCCGAUAUUGGAUCAAACAAAAGCACGGAAUUUCGCGAUCUGGAGAUGUACAACCAGAAAAGCCCCGAGAAAACUUUGGAUUCGGCGUCUUCCAAGUCUAGCGGUAUGGGAGAUGCCCGUCCUUUCGGGAAUUCGGAAGCAAACGUUAUAUCACAAGAAUGCGAGUCUGAGGAUUUUCCGGCGAAGAAGGAUGCAGACCAAGGAUUUCAUCAGGUGGCAAUUCCACCUGCGAAGAGGAGGUUGCCACGAGAGAGGAGAGUUCCUUCGACACCCUUUACCAGAGCACUUGGGUUUGCUGGUUUGGGUGCUGGGCUUGCAUGGGGAACACUCAAAGAGUCCACCAAGAGGCUUGUAUUUGGGACAGACAAUUCACAAGACAAACAAUCCGCCCUCUCACCUUUCUUAUCUGAACAAAAUGCAGAGCGUUUGGCUCUUGCACUGUGUAGAAUGCGUGGUGCAGCGCUCAAAUUGGGACAGAUGUUGAGCAUACAAGACGAAUCACUUGUACCUGCUCCAAUAUUGGCUGCUUUGGAUAUUGUUCGUCAAGGUGCAGAUGUAAUGCCCAGGAACCAGCUCAAUCAAGUUUUGGAUAAUGAAUUAGGUCCAGACUGGUCCUCAAAGCUGCAGAGUUUUGAUUAUGAGCCAGUGGCUGCUGCAAGUAUAGGCCAGGUACACCGAGCUGUCACAAAGGAUGGGUUGCAUGUGGCAAUGAAGAUUCAGUACCCUGGUGUUGCAGAUAGCAUUGAAAGCGAUAUUGAGAAUGUGAAGCUACUUCUGGAUUAUACUAAUCUUAUUCCUAAAGGGCUUUAUCUAGAUAGAGCCAUGAAGGUGGCUAAAGAGGAACUAUCACGUGAGUGUGAUUAUAAGUUGGAGGCAAGUAAUCAAAAACGAUUUCGUCAUCUUCUAUCUGUCACUGAAGGAUUCUAUGUUCCACUGGUCAUUGAUGACAUCUCAAGUAGAAGAGUCUUAACAACAGAAUUUGUGUCUGGGGUUCCUAUCGAUAAGGUGGCCCUGUUAUCCCAGGAGACUCGUAAUUAUGUUGGAAAAAAGUUGCUCAAUCUCACUUUGAUGGAGUUGUUUGUUUUUCGUUUUAUGCAGACUGAUCCUAAUUGGAGCAAUUUUCUAUAUGAUGAGAGCACAAGAAUGAUCAAUCUCAUUGACUUUGGGGCUGCUCGAGAUUACCCAAAGAGUUUUGUUAAUGACUACCUAAGAAUGGUGCUUGCAUGUGCAAACUGUGAUAGAGAUGUAGUGAUUGAAAUGUCAAGGAGGCUUGGGUUCCUAAAUGGAAUGGAAUCAGAAAUAAUGCUCGAGGCUCAUGUCCAGGCUGGUUUUAUUGUGGGUUUACCAUUCUCGAAGCCAGGUGGGUAUGAUUUCCGCUCCACAAACAUCACACACAGCAUUUCAAACCUUGGGGCAACAAUGCUAAAGCACAGGCUGACCCCACCGCCAGAUGAGGUCUACAGCCUUCAUCGUAAGCUCUCAGGUGCAUUCUUGGCCUGUAUCAAACUUGGAGCUGUUGUACCAUGUAGAGAACUGUUGCUUGAAGUCUAUGAGCACUAUCAAUUUGGCGAUGAUGAUGGAGAAAUCUUGUCUAGCAGCUCGAUUGGAUAACAUUGUGUCUCAAUGUCUUCAUUAAUUGAUUUGUUAGUAGUAUUGGAAUGCAAUUUUGAAGCAA